Molecule: messenger RNA, 1515 nt
Organism: Cercospora beticola
Lineage: Eukaryota; Fungi; Ascomycota; Dothideomycetes; Mycosphaerellales; Mycosphaerellaceae
Gene: PRI1
Product: DNA primase subunit PRI1
Biological process (GO): DNA replication, synthesis of primer
Cellular component (GO): alpha DNA polymerase:primase complex
Source: RefSeq, a predicted model, not a curated record
AUGCCUCACGCCGUGUCGCCAGGGAACGAGCAGCCAGACAGCCAGGAAGAUGUCCAGCUUCCCGACGCUCCUGUUGAAGCAGGCGCAGAGAACACCAAUGACGGCGACGUGGACAUGACCGACGAUGCACCCAAAACCUCAACAGCAUCGAACGGCCUUGAGAAUAUGUUCGACGACGACGAUGAUGACGAUGACGAAUUCUCUUCGAGUGCGACGAGACCAGACGCCAGCUCACAGCCACAACUCCCACCACAAUCAGCUCCCAAAUCGAAGUUCGCAGAGCCCGAAACGCUGAAACAAUACUACUCACGAUUAUGCCCUUUCCGACCUCUUUUCCAAUGGCUCAAUCAUGCCGCCACACCACAGCCUGAUUUCCAGAACCGAGAGUUCUCGUUUUGGCUGCCAGAGAACAGAGUCAUCCGAUAUCUCUCCUUCCCAUCUGCAGAUCUGCUGCGGAAACAAUGUGUGCAAAUGGCGCCGGAGCGGUUCGAAAUUGGACCUCAAUACAACAUCAACCCUAAGGACCGCAAGUCUCUGAAAACUGCCUCGAAAUUCAAACCCGUCAUGAAAGAGCUAGUGUUCGAUAUCGAUAUGACAGAUUACGAUCCGAUCCGUACAUGCUGUACAGGCGCAAAAAUCUGUCACAAGUGCUGGAGAUUCAUAGUCAUGGCAAUCAAAGUCAUAGAUACUGCUUUGCGGGAGGACUUUGGGUUCCAGCAUAUCAUGUGGGUCUACUCUGGCCGAAGAGGAGCUCACGCGUGGGUGAGCGACAAGCGUGCACGGGAAAUGGAUGACAGCAAGCGCAAAGCCGUGGCUGGCUACCUGGAGGUUCUCAAAGGCAACGAAAACUCCAAGAGAACGCUGAGGCGGCGGCCACUGCAUCCGCACGUGGAGCGGAGUUUGGAUCUGCUCACGCCUUACUUCAAGGAGGACAUUCUCGCAGAACAAGAUCCUUGGCAGGAGGAGGAGCGAAUAGCGAAGCUAUUGAGCUUGAUCCCGGACGAGAAGCUUACCACGGCACUGAAGAAGAAGUGGGACUCCUCUGCCGAUCGGUCUUCAUCGCAGAAGUGGUCAGACAUCGAUGCAUUGGCUGAAGCCGGAAGCCUGAGCACAUUGUCGACGAAGCAGCUUGUUGAGGCAAAGCAGGACAUCAGGAUCGAAUAUACUUAUCCCCGUCUCGAUGCUGAAGUGUCGAAGAAGCUCAACCACUUGCUCAAAUCGCCUUUCGUCAUCCAUCCUGGGACAGGCCGAGUUUGCGUGCCUAUCGAUAUGCGUCGCGUGGAAGAAUUUGACCCCUUUAAGGUUCCACUUGUGACAGAUCUGCUCGACGAGAUUGACCAAUGGGACAGAAACCAGGGCGCAAGCAUGACGGAGGAGCAGAGAGCGAACGUGCAAGACUGGCAGAAGACAAGCCUGAAGCCCUACGUGGAAUACUUCAGAGGGCAUGUGGCGAGCUUACUCAAGGAGGAAAGUAAAGGGAAACGGGAACGCGAAGAUGACAGUAUGGAAUUUUGA